This is a messenger RNA of Microthlaspi erraticum, 1317 nucleotides long. The record is from the annotation of a GenBank genome assembly. NCBI's taxonomy places the organism in Eukaryota, Viridiplantae, Streptophyta, Magnoliopsida, Brassicales, Brassicaceae.
AUGGUGACGGAAGUUACGGAGACGGAGCGAUGGUGCGUCGUUACCGGCGGUAGAGGAUUCGCCGCAAGGCAUCUUGUUGAGAUGCUCGUACGCUACGAGAUGUUUCACGUCCGCAUCGCCGAUUUAGCUCCGGCGAUACAGCUCGAGCCUCACGAGGAGACUGGAAUUCUCGGCGGAGCAAUGAGAUCCGGUCGAGUUCAGUACGUCUCCGCUGAUCUCCGGAAUCAAUCUCAAGUUGUCAAAGCUUUUCAGGGAGCAGAAGUGGUAUUUCACAUGGCAGCUCCAGAUUCAUCAAUCAACAAUCACCAGCUUCACUACUCAGUUAAUGUUCAAGGGACGACGAAUGUAAUCGAUGCUUGUGUUGAGGUUGGAGUAAAGAGGCUAAUCUACACUAGCUCUCCGAGUGUAGUGUUCGACGGGGUCACUGGUAUUUCGAAUGCCAAUGAAACGAUGCCGUACCCAUCCAAGCACAAUGACUCAUAUUCAGCUACUAAAGCUGAAGGGGAAGCUUUGGUCAUGAAAGCCAAUGGAAGAAAUGGACUACUCACUUGUUGCAUACGUCCUAGCAGUAUAUUUGGUCCCGGUGAUAGAUUAUUGGUUCCGUCGCUUGUAGCUGCUGCCAGGGCUGGGAAAUCCAAGUUCAUUAUAGGUGAUGGGAGUAACCUCUAUGAUUUCACUUAUGUUGAAAAUGUUGUGCAUGCCCAUGUCUGUGCUGAGCGAGCUCUAGCAUCAGGAGGAGAAGUUUGUGCAAAAGCUGCAGGACAGGCAUACUUCAUUACCAACACGGAGCCAAUUAAAUUUUGGGAGUUUAUGUCACAGCUUCUUGAAGGACUCGGCUAUGAGAGGCCUAGUAUAAAGAUACCUGCAAUUGUGAUGAUGCCAAUAGCACACCUUGUGGAGCUGGUAUACAAAUUACUAGGACCAUAUGGGAUGAAAGUACCACAGCUAACACCUUCUAGAGUUAGACUGCUCUCUUGCAACAGAACUUUUGAUUCUUCAAAAGCAAAAGAUCGUUUAGGCUACGCUCCCAUUGUGCCUCUUCAGGAAGGUAUAAAGAGGACAAUAGACUCGUUCUCAGACUUGAAAGCUCAGAACCAACCCGAGAAAGAGGUUACUGAUUCGGUUCAAUGGAAAAAGCAGACACUCAUUGCCAUAGUCAUUCUGAUUACUCUCUAUCAUAACUUUGUUGCAACGACCGGAUCUUCGGUCGUAAUAACUGCACUUUCCAAGGUUUUGUUGGUUGCAUCGAUUUUUACGUUCGUCAAUGGCAUUCUACCAGAGAAAAUGAAAUUGUUGGGGAGCAAGAAGAAGGACUAA